CGAUGAUUAUAAGCUGGCAGACAAAAAAGAAAUAAAUCACGAAUGAGACCGUGACUGAGUGGUCGUACCGCUUAUUUUCAGUUUGGAGUCUCCAAAUUCGAAUCUUAGAAACGACACUCGUUUCUUCCUUCCCCACCCCUUUAGUAGCACUCUAUAACAUAAUUGUGUAAAAAAAAAAAAGGUACAUAAAUCACUAAUCCACCACCCAAAACACAGGCCCAAGCAAAACCAAACAAAAGGAGAAAAAGAGCAGAGGAACAAAAGCUCCGAUACCACUUCCACCGCUAAACGUCAAAAGAUUCAGCCACAUCCCUGCUGCUGGUGCUGGCCGGCAGACUGGUUUCUGUUGACCGCUUUCCUCUGUCUAUAUAGCAUCGGAGAAAUCGGCGUGGCCGGCCGGGGUGGAAUUUGAUUUGAAUCUACAAAAAUGGAAUCCGAAGGAACAUCGUCAUCAUCAGCCCGGUCAGGCAUUUCACCGAACACUUACUCGGCACCGGCACCGACGCAUCAUGUCGUGCUGGUCCACGGGGUCGGGCACGGGAGCUGGUGCUGGUACAAAAUCCGGACCCUGCUGGAGUCCUCGGGACACUGCAGGGUGUCGUGCGUCGACCUCGCCAGCGCCGGCGUCGACCGGACCGACGCCAACACGCUGGAGUCGUUCCAGGAGUACAACAAGCCGCUGCUCGACCUGAUGGCGUCGUUGCCGGAGAACGAGCAGGUGGUGGUGGUGGGGCACAGCGCCGGAGGGCUGAGCGUGACGGAGGCGAGCCACAAGUUCCCAAGCAAGAUUCGAGUGGCCGUCUACCUGGCCGCCACCAUGCUCAAGCACGGUUUCUGCACCGACCGCGACGUCCUCGAUGCAGUUCCAGACCUUUCAAGAUAUGGCGAAAAUGUGAACGAGCUCGAGUUCGCGAAAGGACCCAACAACCCGCCCACAUCGGCCAAGGUGGCGACCCACUUGCUCCGCGAAAUCCUGUACAACACCAGCCCGCCGGAGGACUGCACCUUAGCCGCCAUGCUCCUGAAGCCGGGCCCCCUUAUCGCCCUCCAAUCCGCUCGGUUCGACGAUGAUUAUGCUGAUGAUUCCGCGGCAGCAGAAGGGGUGGAGCGGGUUUACAUCAAGACGAUGCAGGACAAUGUGGUGAAGCCGGAGCAGCAGGAUGCCAUGAUCAAUCGAUGGCCUCCUUCUCGAGUAUAUACAUUGGAUUGCGACCACAGUCCUUUCUUCUCUUCACCAUUCCUGCUCACCGGUCUCCUCCUCAACAUUGCUGCCGCGGCUCCUGCUGCAGCUAGGGCUACUUAGUUGAGAGCUUCUUCCAUGGCGUGUCAGAGGGAAUACAGGUUUUCCAGUAUUACAUUGUUAAUUGCUCUUGGCACAGUUUUACAGUACGUAUAAUACAGUUUGUUAAAAAGCAGAGGGUUUUAAAGCUUUGCAGUUCAAACAGCUAAUACAUGAAAAAAUUGGAGAUGCAGGGGAUCGAACCCUGUACCUCCCGCAUGCAAAGCGGGCGCUCUACCAUUUGAGCUACAUCCCCAUUGUUGAUUCUAUUUGUUCUGGUACAUUAAAAUAAAAUUGCUUAAAUGUG
Molecule: messenger RNA, 1586 nt
Organism: Linum trigynum
Lineage: Eukaryota; Viridiplantae; Streptophyta; Magnoliopsida; Malpighiales; Linaceae
Source: the annotation of a GenBank genome assembly